CCAUUGUUUUUACUUGCUCCCUUCUUGCAAACCACUUUAGUCUCAUCUUUGGAAAUCUGGUUGUUGCUUUAACGUUGCUUAGCAUGUUAACAAGUGAAGAAACUUGCUCUUGAAAACCCUUAAGCCUUAGUCAUGAAUUUCUCUUUCUGUUGUCUGAGAAGCUGCAUCUCAAUCACUGAACUGCCAAUGUUUUUGCACUUGCUAUCACAAAUGUUCCUUCCUAAGUAAAAAAAGUCCUCUUUAUUAUUUUACUAAUUAUUUAUUUUUCUUCAUCUGCUUUUUCUCCUUUGAUAACACUUUUGUGGGGGGUCAUACUCAUAGUCAUAGCUAAAUAGGCUUUUUGAAAUUGAUGGGGUGGUGGAAAAGCAAAGUAGCACACCAAAUGCUUUCAUGUUUUUGCAUAUUCAUCAGGAAUAAUGUGACCCCCUCAUGGAUCAUGGCUCCUCUUGCUCUCUUGCUGCUUUUUUCCAGUUACAAACUGGUGGUGGUGGGAUACAUGUUCUUCUCUCUCCUCUUCACAUCUCUGGCACUGCUUUUCUCCACUCUUCUCUACAUGUGGAAACACAAGGCAGUGGUAGUCGUUGAAGGAAACUGUUUGAGUUUGAGUUCUGAGGAGAAGAGAGCGCAAAGUAUUGUUAUUAAGAAUGAAAGUGUGACACAAGCAAAGGAAAGUGAAGAAGAACAAGACAGUGAUGAUGACUCAUCUGCACCAUCACUAGAUCAUAAGAUAUCAGAGAGUGAAUGUCAAGAUGUGUUGUUUUUGUCCACUUGUGAGGACUAUGAUGAAGUAGAUCACACACCUGAUGAGUGCUCAGAUGGGACAAUUUCUGAUGAGGACAGCCUCAUAGAGAUUGCACUUCCAAGUGGACACUUUGUGGGUCAUCAUCACAAGGAAGAGUCCUGCAGUUUGCAACAGAAGAAGAGGGAGCUUUCAGCUGAGGCCCUUUUCAACCAACAAAGCCUCAUGGAGUUCUUGGCAGAGUUUAAUGAAAUGAAUGAGGAAGAAAAUUUGAUAGAGAUUGACAUAGCCAUGGGUUCUAUCAAGUGCUCAAGGUUUGAAAUAGAGGCAUAAAUAAAUAUGCUGUUUCAUCAUAUAUCUGUUACCAAAGUUUUUCAUCCACCUUAUUCUUAUAUCUGGUUGGAUUUGGGAUUGUGUUUCUUAAUGUUACUUGUGUUACAAAGGCUA
This is a messenger RNA of Cajanus cajan (pigeon pea), 1186 nucleotides long. RefSeq lists its product as uncharacterized. The record is from RefSeq and is a predicted model, not a curated record. NCBI's taxonomy places the organism in Eukaryota, Viridiplantae, Streptophyta, Magnoliopsida, Fabales, Fabaceae.